AUGUGCUCUACCUACCCUCAAACCUUCCAACAAGAUUUUUGCUCUCUCUCAACUGGUUUGAGAAGACGUGACGGUGAAUUCUCAUCAACCUCUAACAUUGUUGAAUUGGCUGGCUGCUCCGGAAACUCUCUGGCUCUGAAUCUUUGUGGUUCCACCUAUCCAAAAUCAACUAAUGUCUCAACCUCCACUUUAAAAUAUGCUGCUCCAACUUUGGUCUCUUCUUCAACCUCCACUUUAAAUUAUGACGUUCCAACUUUGGUCUCUUCUUCAACCUCAUACUUGUCAAGAAAUGUCUUGUCCCCUUUUGCAUCUAAGCUGGCGUGGACCAAACCUAGAGCUGACCAUCAAUGUAGAUUUUCGCUUGUUCAAUAUCCUUCUUCCGUGUUUUCCGGGAUGCCAUAUUACAAGUUCGAAGUUUCUUUCUUUAUGAAUUACAUUGAUCCUCCUCAAGUCCCUGAUCUUCAUCACAAGAACAUUGAAAUUGAUAAUUCAGUAACUUCGCUGGACGAAGAUCCUGAAAUUUUCGAUGUGGUUAAUGAGGAGUCUUCUGAGGAUGAACAAGCUGGCUUGAUUGGGGUGGUUAAGAAGUCUGAUCAAGGUUGCGAAGUUGAUAGUUCUGAUGAGUGCUUUAAACAACUCAACUCACCAACUAUUGAACUUUCCUCAAUUCCGAUCUGUGACGAAAGUUCUGAGUCCGAACAAGAGUCUUCUGAAAUUUCUAAACCAUGGUACUAUGACUUUGAUGAACUAGUUGACAUUGUUAACUUUCUUGGUCUGGUUGACCGGGUGGAUUUCUUUGGUCUUGGUCGUACCUCAAUGGCACCUGCUGAACCAGUUGAGAUUCAAGCUUUAGUUUCUGACGUUGAUUCUACAUUGGAGCCUGGCCUUGAAGAAAUUGAAGAUGACAAAUACUUGACUUUCGAGGAACUACUUGACAUUGUUCACUUUCUUGGUCUUGCUCCUAAAUCAACUCCAGUCCGGAAACUCACAUGGGCUGAACACCUUGGUUUGCAAAAGGUUGUACCAAGGAAGGAAAUACCUUUGAAGAAUAAGACUACCAUUCUUAGGAAAGCUGUUCCAAAGAUUGUUACAGUUCAAGUCGAAGCUCCACCCAUUGUCGAAUCUAAGGAUUCUGACUAUUACUUCGACCUACCCUUCUCCCUUGAAGACCUUGAUGAUUUUGAAGACAAAUGCUUAUCUUUUGACGAACUAGUUGAUAUUGUUCAAUUUCUUGGUCUUUCUCCUAAGUCAACUCCGGUCCAGAAACUUAACGGGGCUGAACAUCUUAGUCCAAAGGUUGAAACCAAUCUUCUAGUUCCUAUAGAGACAAGUGAGCCAUGGUAUUAUGACUAUGAUGAGUUGGUUGGGAUUGUCAACUUUCUCGGAUUAGUUGACCGUCUGGAUUCUUUUGGAGCUCAAGCGACUUGUCCACCAGCUUCUGUCCAAUCUCACAAACUUUGGUACUCUGAUUUUGAUGAGCUUGUUGGCAUUGUCCAUCUUCUUGGCUUUGGACCUGCUCAAUCAGAAUCUGUUGAGAUCUCUACACCUUGGUACUCUGACUUUGAUGAGCUUGUUGGCAUUGUCCAUCUUCUUGGCUUUGGACCUGCUCAAUCAGAAUCUGUUGAGAUCUCUACACCUUGGUACUCUGACUUUGAUGAGCUUGUUGGCAUUGUCCAUCUACUUGGCUUUGGACCUCAACUUUCUCCAGUUCCCAAAAAAACUUGGGCUGAAUAUCUCAGUAUCAGAAAGGUUCCAACUGCGAGGGCGAUUCCAUCCAAGAAAUCUACAAUUCUUGGAAAGUCCCUUCAAAAGAGUGUACCUGAAGAGCUCGUUACAGAAAUACCUGUUCCUGUCAAAAGGCUUCUCAACAAGAGUCUUCUGGCUAAGAUUUCUAAUCAGUCUAAUCCUAAGAAGAGCUGCUCUGGGAAGCAUUCCCCAAAUGAAUCUACUUCAAUGGAAAUUGUUUGCAACAAACCUCCAGUGAACCAUAUUCCUGAGAAGAUUCAAGUGAAGUCUGCACAAACAUUGAAACCAACUCAAACUUGGGCUAAUCAUUUGGCAAUCAAGAGGGUUUCAAAAGUGAAGUACAUGCGACUCAAAUAG
Messenger RNA from [Candida] anglica, 2103 nucleotides. The record is from the annotation of a GenBank genome assembly. NCBI's taxonomy places the organism in Eukaryota, Fungi, Ascomycota, Pichiomycetes, Serinales, Debaryomycetaceae.